Molecule: messenger RNA, 9819 nt
Organism: Patiria miniata (bat star)
Lineage: Eukaryota; Metazoa; Echinodermata; Asteroidea; Valvatida; Asterinidae
Exons: 4
Coding region: 233-9751 (3172 amino acids)
Biological process (GO): regulation of transcription by RNA polymerase II
Cellular component (GO): nucleus
Molecular function (GO): DNA-binding transcription factor activity, RNA polymerase II-specific; RNA polymerase II transcription regulatory region sequence-specific DNA binding
Source: RefSeq, a predicted model, not a curated record
AAUCGACGACCAACGACGACAGAGAAAAAAGAGGUUUUGUGACCUCCGUUCGAGUUUGCUUCUUCCAAGUUUGAGAAUCUACAUGGACACGUAAGGGGGCAAGACAGUCAGGAGAUUGUCAAGAGAAUUCGCCAACAGUACACCAUACACACAGCCAAAACAGCGUCAUGAGGGUCUAGGAAGCAAGAGUGUUAGGAGUCGUGUUUGUCAGGACAAAUUGCCAAAAAGGAACAUGGCAACUGGUCAUGCAGCAGAGGAGACUGCCCCUAUCCCCAUCGGAGAAGCAAAGAUGGACCUGACAACUGUAGCUGAAGUUAAGACAACUCUGUCAGUGGAGAUAAGUGAGUCUAUGCAGGUGCCCCUCGAAGCUGGAAACUCUGAUGAAAACUUGCUGAUCAAGGAGGAACAAACAUCCUGUGUGGUUUGCAACAAUUCCUCCCAAACAGGAGUUCCUUGUGCAGAACACCAACUGACGCAUAGCAAAGACCCAGACACCGCUCUGAACAUUGUGCCAAGCCAAUCAACCAGUAACAGUCAGAUUUUUUCUGGAGGAGCACCAUUCAAGUGCGGCAUCUGUGGUGAAACUUUCUCUCUCCGAAGCAGACUUCGCAGUCACAGAUCAGUUCAUUUGGCCAUGGAUACUGUUAGCUGCAGAGUCUGCGGCAAAGCCUUCCACACUAAAGCAGACCUGGAGAAGCAUAUUCGGAUACACAUGGAGGACAAUCCGUUCAGCUGUGACUCGUGUGGUGAAGCUUUCAAGACCCGAAGAAGACUUUUGAAACAUCAAACUGCCAGCCACUCCAAGAGCCAGGAGAGUAACAAUGCUUCAGACUCAAGCAAGACCCACAAGAGGGGCUACGUGUGCACUUACUGCUGUAAAACUUUCAAGUGCCGAACUCACCAUUUGGAGCAUGAACGGAUCCACACUAAUGAAAAGCCCUUUGAUUGCAAGAAGUGUGGAAAGGCUUUCGCCGCGAAAAGCGGUCUUGCCAGACACAUGGCCACUCAUACAUGUAAUGCUGGGAAUAGAAAAACCUUUCCUUGCAGUAAGUGUGGCAUUUCUUUCCCAACGUAUUAUGCAAUUGCAAAACACAGGCAAGCGCAUAAGGACCGACCCCACGUGUGUAGCGUUUGCAAGAAGAUGUUUGCCAGAGCCAAAAAACUGCAGAAGCAUCUCCAAGAGCACAAGAAAGAAGAGCACGUCUGUGGCACGUGCAACAAGAGGUUUCUAACCCAUAUGGGAUUGAAGAAACACAGAGAAAGCCACAAAGCUGUGCAGAAGCUUUACAAAUGUCUCAGCUGCAGUAGAUCCUUCAAAAAAGCAUCCAGUCUUCAGAGACAUCAACGGUCAUCUCACAAAGCCACCAGAAAGAACACUUGCAAGUUCUGUCAAAAAAGCUUCAAGAAGCUUUCAGGGCUUAAUCUCCACCUCCGUACCCAUGCUAAAGCUAAAAACAUUGGUCGAUCUGCUCGUCCGUCAUCGGCAUCGGGCUCAAAAUCCGACAAGGAUAAAUACCUCUGUGGAAUCUGCAGUAAUUCGUUUGAAACGUACUAUCGGAUGAGACAACACAAGCAGAUGCACCAGGAAAGGCCUUUCAUGUGUGAUACAUGUGAGGAGACCUUUGUGACGGAAACAGACCUCAGUCAGCACAAGCAAAGUGUUUGCAUUGAUCCCUUUGUAUGCAAUGAGUGCCAAAAGACUUUCCCUUCUCUGAAAACCUUACAGAGACAUCGGAUCAAACACGUCAUGGAAAGACCCUACCUUUGUGGUGUUUGUCUGAAAUCCUUCAAGAGCACUAACCAGUUGAAAGCCCACAUGUUGAAUCACUUAAAUGGAAAGCCCCAUUCUUGUCCUUUCUGUGGCGAAGACUUUGCAAAGCCAAAAAGUCUUCGACGCCACCAACAGAUCUGUCAGAAGAACCCAGACAGUGGCAGAGCAUUAUUAGCAAAACAUUCCGACGGUGCAUCCGUAAUAAAUUACCCAGUCAGCAAUGAUGGUCUUCCAGCAUCGCAUCGGCCUGAAUUACAGACUUUAAUGCAGGAAACUCAAAGGGCUGCUGCACUGACGAAAAAGAAAAAGAAUUCAGCAUUUGGUGAACAGCCAUCAAACAGUGCCACCAAUUUUGGGCAUCUCACUCCUGUAGCUGUUAACCCCAGUGACGCAUGCAUAGGUGAAGUUUCUGUAUCCUUGUGGGAACAGCAAGAACCUAGGUCAUCAGACAGUCAGUUAAAUGUACAAAGAGGUACACAUGGACAAUCUGCCUGUGCCAUACCAGGUUUCCUGCAUGACGUAAGGAACAGUGAAGUGCAUGAAACCAGUGGAGAGGUAGAUUUGCUGAGAACAUUGAACUUGAGAGUACCCAGAGUGGUUCUCAGUGCCCAGCCGUUCAGUACAUUGCAAGAGACUUUAAGACACAGUGAAUUGAGAAAAGUGUACAGUGAUGCAGAUGCCCAAUCGUCAGAUGGUGACAAUGAUUUUGGACUAAAUGACACUUUUGAUGACGUGGAUGACGACGUCAUUGAGAUGUCCUGUAGGGAAGUCUUCAGUCCUGGACCUUUUACAGAAAAGCAGGAUGACAGCCCUGGUGUCAGUCAGGCCUCGAUACAGAGCACAUCCGUCAGGUCUGCUAACCAAAUUUUGGGUGCGAACACUCCCAUGUUGCAGCUUGUCGUUGACAAGAUUGAGUUGUUCACCUGUAAUAUCUGCAAGAAAGAUUUCCAGACGAAGCUUCAUCUGGACCACCACAAGUUAAGUCACCAAGAAGAGAAUCCAGCUGAGAUUGUACAAGCGGGCGAGAGCUCCAUCGUUCAACAGACGGAAGACACCGAGAAUGCACUGACUUGCUUUUUUUGUCAAAAGGAUUUCCUUCACUACACAAAGCUGUUACAGCAUGAAUGUCCUCGCAUACAGGAAAAGUUUGGGGAGACGGAAGCCACUACAUCUUCUGUGGCUGCUGCAUGUACAUCAAAGGAGAUGUAUGAGAACCUGCCUCAUGUGUCUUUAGUCCACGAGAACAAUGAACCUGUUGUGGGUGAAAUCCAAAAGGCCACUGGAACAGGGAAGAAAAGGCAAGGCAAACGUGUAGGUGGUCAACAAAGUUCCCAUGGAGCACAAGGUAAAGCCAGUGCCAAUUUGGAAUCUGUGUCUGUCAUCAAGUGUGGAGUAAGUAGAUGUAAAAAGGUGUUCGCGUCUCUAGCCCUGCUCAAGCAGCACAAGUUGACACACACCAAGGACAGACCUUAUGGGUGUGACAAGUGUGAUAACAUGUUUCACACUAAAGCCCACCUCAAAGAGCACCAUAUUCGAGCCCAUAUGAACCUCAGAGAAUUCAAGUGCCAGCAUUGUGACAAAGAGUUCUGCAGGAGAUCUGACAUGAACAGGCAUGCCAAGACCCAUGAGGAGAUCUCGGCAGCUGCUGGUGCAAGUGGCACAGCAACUGGACAAGUUACAGAAGGGCAAGGCGAAUGUAGUCAACAAAGUUCUCUCCCAGCAGAUGAUAGCACAAGUGUCAAUUUAGACUUACAGUGCGUCAGCAAGUGUGGAGUUUGCAAAGAGGUGUUUUCAUCUAUCGACCUGCUCCAGAGGCACAAGUUGACACACAUGAAGGACAGACCUUACUGUUGUAAUAAGUGUGAUAAAAUGUAUCGCACUAAUGCCCACCUCAAAGAGCACCACAUGCGAGCCCACACGAACCUCAGACAGUUCAAGUGCCAGUACUGUGAUAAAAACUUUCGCAUGAAGUCUGACUUCAAGCAACAUGCGAAGACCCAUAAUGGGAUUUCGGCAGCUGCUGGUGCAAGUGGUGCGGCCACUGGACAAGUUACAGAAGGGCAAGGCGAAUGUGGUCAACAAAGUUCCCUCCCAGCAGAAAGUAGCACAACUGUCAAAAUAUACUCACAGUGCUUUAGCAUUUGUGGAGUUUGCAAGGAGGUGUUUCCAUCUAUCGACCUGUACAAGAGGCACAAGUUGACACACAUGAAGGACAGACCUUAUUGUUGUGAUAAGUGUGAUAAAAUGUAUCGCACUAAAGCCCACCUAAAAGAGCACCAUAUCCGAGCCCAUACAAACCUCAGAGAAUUUAAAUGCCAGCAUUGUGACAAAGAAUUUUGCAGGAGAGCUGACUUAAACCAACAUGCCAAGACUCACCGUGGGACUUUAGCAGCUGCUGGUGGAAGCGGUGCAGCCACUGGACAAGUUACAGAAGGGCACAGCAUAUGUGGUCAACAAAUUUCCCUCACAGCAGGAGAUAGCACAAGUGUCAAUUUAGACUCGCAGUGCGUCAGCAAGUGUGGAGUUUGCAAAGAGGUGUUUUCAUCUGUCGCCCUGCUCAAGCAGCACAAGUUGACACACAUGAAGGACAGACCUUAUUGUUGUGAUAAGUGUGAUAAAAUGUAUCGCACUAAAGCCCACCUCAAAGAGCACCACAUGCGAGCCCAUACGAACCUCAGAGAGUUCAAGUGCCAGUACUGUGAUAAAAACUUCCGCAUGAAAUCUGACUUAAGCAAACACGUCAAGACCCAUAAAACAGUUUUGGCAGCUGUUGAGGCAAGUGGUGCCUCCAGCGUUAGAGUUACAAGACUAGCAGCUAAAGCAAAAGGGAUUUCCUCAGUCAGUGAAACAGAGCAGGAGUCCAGGGGAGAGGAAACGUUUGCAUGUACUGUUUGUGAGAAAACAUUUUUUGAUCAGUCAAGUCUCUCUGAUCACGAAUGUGUUCACUCCGGGGAGCAGAUGCAUGGCUUCAAAAGCUCACUUCAGAGUCAUGUAAAAAAUCCCAGCGAGUCUACACAAAGCGAUGAUUCAGCAGUUGGUGACACUGACAAAGGUUCAGGAGUGGGAUUGCCUGAUACUUCAGUGGCAGCUGAUUCUGAUGGUGGUAAGGACGUCAAGUUGUCAAUCAAUAACAAUGCUGGUCUUGUGUCCAAAAAGACAGCUGGAGAUGAAGUUCAACAACACAUGGCCAGAGAGAAAACGUACAACUGUAGGUUCUGCAACAAGGUCUGUAAUUUCCGGGCGAGGCUAAUAGAGCAUGAGCGUGUUCAUACACGUGAAAAGCCCUUCGAAUGUGACCUCUGCAUUAGAGCAUUUUCACACCGAAGUGGACUCCAAAGCCAUCAAAUAGGAACCCACAAGAUGUCAUUUCUUCCUCGAAGGAAAAAGAAGAGCAAUUUGAUUCAAAAUCAGAAGGCUAUGGAUAAGGAUUCCACUUGCAGCGAAUCACGUAUUCCCAAGUGUAAUGUCUGUUCAGAGAAAUUUCUGUCACUUUCAUUGCUUAAACAACACAAAAAGCAGGCCCAUGUGCAGGAAAGACCAUUUAAGUGUGAUAAGUGCGACAAAACCUACCUGACUAAAGCCCAUCUAAAAGAGCACCGACUUUGGACUCACGACAAGAUUCGAAAGUUAACAUGUCCAAUCUGCCAACGAGGAUUCGCUAGGAAACCCCAGCUCAGUCGACAUCUACAGACCCACAGCAUUAGGAUAAGGAGCAAUCCUGGGUCUUCUAAAAAAACGCGUGAUGAUGUGGCUGGGACAAGUAGCAGUACCUGUAGGCAACUAUAUGGGGUCAGUGAAGAAUCAUCUUCGCAUUUAGCCACUACAUCUGAAGAGACUGGGGCUAACUUAGACCUGAGUGAUGUCGGACCAAAAUCAACUGCUGGGGCUACAGCUGGUGUCAACCAAUCAGGGCACAUGCCUGAAACUUUCAAAGCCGCUGAUGCUGAGAAUCGUACAGAUGUAAAGGUGCCUAGUGAUUUAAGAGUAACUGAUUGUGACAACCUUUCAGAAGCGUCAUCAGGAGGAUCUGAUGCAGAUCAUGGAACAGAAGUCGGGUCGCCAGACACUUCAACUUCUUCCAGAGCAACUGAUGCCAAGGAUGGUACAAAGAUAAGGUUUCUUGCCAAUUCUUCAAGAGCAGUGUGCUCUGAUGCUGGCUCUGAUGAGGCUGCAGAGAGUACAAGCGGGAGUGACAUUGAACCUCUUUCAAGUGAUGAGUCGGAGAGUGGUGAUGGUUUAAUGACGCCUUCUGCUGAUACUUCAAAGGCAUUGUGUUCAGCUGCAGGCUCUGAUAAGGGUGCAGAGAGUUCCAGCAGGGGUGCCAUUGAACCUCAUACAACUGAUGCGUCUGUGGCUGGUAGUGGUCCCAUAGUGUCCGCUGCUGAUACUCCAGGAGCAACUGGUUCAAAUAAGGCUGCAGCAAGUCCAAAUGACAGCGACACUGAACUUCCAGCAGCCAAACAGGCUAAUGAUAGUGAUGAUAAAGUAGGGCUUGCUUCAGAUACUUCAAAGGCAGCAGAUGCUAAAAGUCUAGAAGUGAUGAUGCAAGAUUUCCCAAUAGUAGCAGAUUCUCCAAAUUCUUCAGAAGUAAGAUUGAUAGAUGCAUCACAAGGAACUGAUGCUGGUAGUGGCGCCGAAGUAAGGUUGCAGAUCGGUGAACAAUCAGCACAUCUUCCGAAUGAAAAGACAGUGAUGAUGCCUCUUCAAAGCGGUAAAGAGAAGAGUCAGUUGAAGGAAACUCUGGAUGCCGUUGAUGUAUCUGCAAUGUUUAGUUUCUGCAAUGAAGAGUUUUCGUCGUUGCUCAAACAACACAAAAUACUAUCACAUGAGAAGAAACUAUUUCAAUGUAAUCAGUGUGAGAAGACCUACCGGACAAACAACCGCCUGAAAGAACAUCUUCGGACCCACAAAAACGUCACAAAAUUCAAAUGCCCAGUUUGCAACCAAGAAUUUACAAGGAAGUUUGAAUUCAAGCAACACAAGCAAACCCACACAACUGAUCGAGUAAUGAUAAAGCCAAAGGUUUCUGAGACUGAUCCAAGAGCUUCUGUUGGUGGUGAUGCACCUGGAGCAGGAAGCAGUGCACAACCAUGUGGAGACCUUGAAGAACUGUUGUCCAUGGUUGCUGGCUCCGAUGAAACAGAUAAUUCAAGCAAGAAUGAGACUGAACCUCAAACAACUGAUGCACCUUUUGAUGGUGAUGGUCCAACAGUGUCCUUCACAGAUGCUUCAAGAGAAACAAGUGCAGCUAGUAGUUCUGAUGAUGAUGCCGGAAGUGACAGUGAUUAUGAACCACCAGCAGCUGAUGAUGAUGAUAGUGAUGACGAGGUAGGACCUGUUCCAGAAACUUCCAAAGCAAUUGAUGAUGCCAGUGGCUCCAAAGUUAGAUCACCAAUCAGUGAAAACUCGGCAGGUCUUCCAACUGAAAAGGCUGUAGUGGAUAACGCUCGACCAAGAUCGGCCGGAGGACAAAAUUACAUUUGCAGGUUUUGUGGAAAGGUGUUCAUCCAUGAGUCAAGGUUGUUGGCACAUGAGCGUGUUCACGCAAAGCAAAAAACGUUCCAAUGUGACCACUGUGAUAAGGCAUUCACUUAUCGAAGUUCAUUUGUAAACCAUAACAAAAAGGUCCACAAUGUAACAGUGCCAAAUCAAAGGAAGAAAGGAAAGCAGAACACAGCAGAAGGCUCCUUAACAUGUUGUCUCUGCAAUGAGAAGUUUCCAUCAAAGACAUUGCUCAGGCAGCACGAAACGUGGUCACAUGCGGACGAAAAGGAAUUCAAGUGUGAUCAGUGUUACAAAGCGUACUUCUACAAAAACCAUCUUGAGGAGCACAAAAUUACGUCUCAUAGCGACAUCAGGAAAUUCAAAUGCCAGGUUUGCGAUAAGGGAUUUCCAAGGAAGUCCAACUUGAAUCAACACAAACGGAAAACGGGGCAUUUGGAUGUUGUAGAAAGAGCCACUUCAAGUCGGAGUGACUUUGAAUGCGUAGCAUGUAAUCACUGCGAUGAAAAGUUUUCUUCAAAGACAUUGCUCCAAAAACACAAAAUGCAGUCACAUGGUGAAGGGAGACCAUUCACUUGUGAUCUGUGUGACAAAACCUACCGGGUGUACAGCCAUCUUAAAGAGCACCAUAUAUGGGCUCACACCAACCUCAGAAGAUUCCAAUGCCGUCUUUGCAACCGAGGAUUCCUCAAGAAUUGCGACUUGGAAAGGCACAAGGUACUCCAUCGGCGCAGAGAUCCAAAGUUUGCUGGUGAUAUUGCAGUGGAAGAUGAAGCAUUUGUUUACGUGUGUAUUUUGUGCAAGGAGGAGUUUUCGUCCUUAGUAAAACUCAAAGACCAUGAAGGCUCGAAGCACCAAGUUGACAGACAUUAUACCUGUUCACAGUGCAAGGAAUGGUUUCAGAACCUAACACUUCUAAGGCAACAUCAGUUGGAUGUUCAUACAAGUAGUGAAGCGUUAGCAUGCAAGGUGUGUGGCAAAACAUGCUCUACGAUGUCAAGUCUAGUUCGGCAUGAAUAUGCCCACUGGCAUAUGAAUGCCAUACAGUGUACUCUGUGUGGUGGAAAGCACUUGCCAUCAAGGCAACCACACAGGGCCGUCUUCUACAAACGUCACAGCAGUUGGCAGUCUGAAGUACAGCGGAGGGCUCAAAAGGGGAGAAGCAAAGUGAAAGAAAUGAAAGAUGCCUUUCGAAGAAAGAGAAAUAGGCGAUUCCAAUGCAUGACCUGUGGCGGAAGUUUUCUGAAGAUGUCAAGCUAUACAAGACACCAGGAAAUUCAUGCCGCAGGUGACGAGCUGAACUUUUGCAGUUCUUGUGGGAAACAUUUGAAAACCGCGAGACACCUGCAUAGACAUAAGCUGAUGUUUCAUCCGAAGGAUCAGGUCGCAAAUCCAAGUGGAGAACCAAGGAAGUGUGAAAAAUGCCAGAUGGAAGUCAGAAACAGAAACGCCUUGAUCAAACAUCUAAAAUACAUGCACACGAAGCAGUGUUUGCAUUCUUGUAAACAGUGUCGAGCAUCUUUCCAAUCUAUUUGGAGACUUCAUGCGCAUAAGCAGCAGAUGCACCCAGCGGGUCCAGUCAAGUUAUACGUAUGCACUGUUUGCAACAAGGGUUUCCGCAUGCAGUAUUUUCUUCGCAAACACAGGGCGAUACAUCCAGGCAAAGAAGAGCUGACUUGUACAUUCUGUAGUGCAAGAUUCAAGACUGUUCAGUGUCUUCUUUCUCACAAAUACAAGAAGCACAGGUCGGGUGAGCAGUUCAUGUGCGAUUUGUGUGGGAAGAUCUUCGCUUCAGCUGUAAGCCUAAAAAAACACAAGGUUAUUCAUUCUGACAAGCGCCCGUUUAUCUGUGAACACUGCGGUAAAACAUACAAAACCCACAAGGCUCUACGGAGCCAUAGAAAAACGCGCUGUCACGAAACCCACGAGUUCAUCUGUCCAUUCUGUGGUAAGUCCUACCCUAAAAACAACUACUUGGCCGUACACCUGCGUUCACAUCGAGACAAACGGCGUUCCUGUCCAGUGUGUCAAAAGGUCUUUAAAUAUCAGAGGAUUCUUACUGUGCACAUAAACAGGGCUCACACAAACGUAAGACCCUUUGCCUGCGACUUGUGCCCUAAGAAAUUCCACAGCACAGCUGCACUGCAAUCACACCAGCAUAUUCAUACAGGGGCCAAACCAUACAAAUGCAAGAUUUGUGGAGAUGCUUUCCGCCAAAAAGGAACUUUGUAUAGACACAUUAAAGGUGUCCACAAAGAGGGAAAGAAGAACACAAGAAGAAAACAGGGAAUGAAGACGCAACAAGCAGGGAAAGAAGACCAUAAGGAGAAAACCACAAAAAGAAAACGGGAAAUGAAGACCCUCAAAACAGGGAAGGAAGACCACAAGGAGAAAACCACAAGGAGAAAACAGGGAAUGAAGACCCCCAAAACGGGGAAAGAAGACAGGAGAAAACCACAAAAAGAAAACGGGGAAUGAAGACCCCCAAAACAGGGAAAGAAGCCCACAAGGAGAAAACCACAAGGAGAAAACAGGGAAUGAAGACC